Molecule: messenger RNA, 967 nt
Organism: Paramecium pentaurelia
Lineage: Eukaryota; Ciliophora; Oligohymenophorea; Peniculida; Parameciidae
Source: the annotation of a GenBank genome assembly
AUGCAAAAAUAUAUUUUGUGCGAUAAAAGUAAUCAAUCCUAAUUAUCACUCAAUUUAUCAAAGAGCCAAUAAAAAUUAGUCUGCAAAUCAAUUCAUGAUUAAAUUAAAGAGAGAACUUAAUCCAAAGAAACAACUCAUAGAAGUAUUCAAAACAACUAAUUAUCUUAAAGAGUAAAAUAAUCAGGAUCUUUGAGUUCAGUUAUUGCUAAUUUCUUUGGUCCAUCUGAAUAGAAGAAAAGAUCUAAUGAAGUAAGUGAAAAUAUUGAAAAGUCUAAAAUUUUGGUUAUUAAAGAACUCAAAAAUUAAUUAGAUUAAAAAGAUGAAUAAAUUAAGAUGUUAACAUAAUAAUUGUAAUCUAAUAAAUUUGGAUAGACUUAUUGUGGAAAAUGCAAUAAUAUAAAAGAAAAAUUUUAGAAAUUAUAAUCAUCCAUUAAUUAACAAUAUAAUUUGUUUAUGUAGGAGUUUAAAACAAAUAUAGAAAAUGAAGAGGAUUUUGAAAAUGAAGAUUUAAUAAUAAAAAAUAAAUAAUAGAAUGGAAUAGAAUCUAAUACAUCAUAAUAUAAGUAAUCUAUGAAUACAUUAAAAUCAUUUAUUGAGAAACUUAACAAUCAAUAUAUUGAAGUUGAUGAUCGUUCUAAUUCAUUAUUAAAUGCAAUGAAAAUAGAAAAAUAGGAAUUAUAAUAGAAAGUAGUUUAAUUGGAACAAAAAGUUAAAGAAUUACAAACUAAUGAGUAAAUAAUGCAAAAAAAAUUAGAAUAGUUGUAAAAUCCUUAUUAAAAAUACAAGAAUUAAUUGUAAUAAAGUGCUUCAUUAACAAAAUUGAAGUAUAUAUAUGAUUUAAUUUUUAAGUCCAGAUAUUGAAUGUCAUGUUAAUGUUGAAAAGAUUCUCAAUGUAGGAUAACCAUACUUAAGAACAAGAUAUAUUAGUUAAAAAGAGAAUAAAAAUAAUUAGAUGAGUUUGUUUUGA